Messenger RNA from Nyctereutes procyonoides (raccoon dog), 5664 nucleotides. Its product is annotated as eEF1A lysine and N-terminal methyltransferase-like. Gene Ontology annotation, molecular function: spermidine synthase activity. Gene Ontology annotation, cellular component: cytosol. The record is from RefSeq and is a predicted model, not a curated record. The coding region runs from base 427 to 897 and encodes 156 amino acids. Gene Ontology annotation, biological process: spermidine biosynthetic process. The transcript is spliced from 5 exons. NCBI's taxonomy places the organism in Eukaryota, Metazoa, Chordata, Mammalia, Carnivora, Canidae.
GGAAGCGUCAGCCCUUUGGGUUUCGGGCGGGGGAGAAGUCGGCGUGGGCGUUUGUGCGGAACGACUCCCGCCGCAGGGUCGCCGCCGGCGCGUGUGGGGAGCCCGUCCCAUGGUCCCUCCUCGGGCGAGUGGGGCAGUCGGACGCCGGCAGCAUGAACCUCCUACCCAAAAGCUCGAAGGAGUUCGGCUCCGCUGACUAUUGGGAGAAGUUCUUCCAGCAGCGAGGGAAGAAGGCUUUCGAGUGGUAUGGAGGCUACCUGGAGCUGUGCGGGGUGCUGCACAAGUACAUCAAGCCCCGGGAGAAGCCCAGAAAAAACGGGAAAAGGACAGGAAAAAGCAGCGGGCUGCUAACACUCCCGAGGGCCUCUCAGCAGCCCCAGGGGAGUCCAUUGACAAGAGUUACUGUGCUGUGAACACCACAAAGCAAUGAUUGCCGGCCUUGCCCUGCUGAGAAACCCGGAGCUGCUCUUAGAGACCCCCCUGGCAAUGUUGGUGGUAGGCCUGGGUGGGGGCAGCCUCCCCCUGUUUGUCCACGAUCAUUUCCCGAAGUCCUGCAUUGAUGCUGUGGAGAUCGACCCCUCCAUGUUGGACGUGGCCACCCAGUGGUUUGGCUUCUCCCAGAGCGAGCGGAUGAAGGUCCAUAUUGCAGAUGGCCUGGACUAUAUUACCAGCCUGGCGGGAAGAGAAGCACAGUCCUGCUACAGUGUCAUCAUGUUUGAUGUAGACAGUAAGGACCUAACACUGGGCGUGAGUUGUCCACCACCAGCUUUUGUGGACCAGCCUUUCCUGCAGAAGGUCAAAAGCAUCUUGACUCCGGAAGGGACUGCAGCUGUAACUUUGCUGGCCUUUGAGCAUCUUCGUGAAGAGAACCAUGUGCUCAGCCUCCCAAGAUGGUAGGAUCCCACACCCUAGAAACCAUUAUGAGGUAUCCACUUUUUUUUUUUUUUUUUUUUUUAAGGUAUCCACUUUAAACUUGAAACAUUUGGUUCAUGUUUGGACUGACUGCAUGAUUAGGUUUCCUGCCUCUUUGGUAAUCUGUGCUCUUUGAUGUGUCCUUUUGGAGGAUACCCAGGUCACCUCACCAGACACAGCCCUGACAUAGAGUUUAGAGUUUUCCUGCUUUAUCUUCAAGGGGAAUGUUUACAUUUUUUUGAAAUUAUGGCCUGGGAUAGAGCAAAUGUCAGUAUCUCCAAAUAGCCUUCUUCAUUCUUCAACCUUGCUCACCAGACACUGCCUUGUUUUAGGUCUUUCCCUAUUCUGAGUUUGUGCUAUACUCUGACAGCUGGCCUUGGGCUGCCUGGCUACUCCAGGCCUUUGGAGCUUUGGCCAGAUCUCAACCACCUGAAUGUCAUCAGGGUGAAGCAAUCUCUCACCCAAAAUAUUUUAGCAGUGGAUCUUUAAACUGGUAAUAGUCCCAUUUAUAUUUACUGUCUGAUGGUAUCCCAGGAUCCUCCAGCAAGCAGGGCUCCUGGAUAUCUGUUAUUGGAGGUUACCCAAGCCAUCUUUUCUUGACAAGGAAGUCAGAUUUUAUAUAUUUUUUUCAUGAGAGUCACAGAGAGAGAGGCAGAGACACAGGCAGAGGGAGAAGCAGGCUCCACAUAGGGAGCCUGAUGUGGAACUCGAUCCCGUGACUAUAUUCCUCCAGUUUUACUUUUAGGAGUAUGAUACUCAUUUGUGUAGGUUAAACUGUGUGAUAGGCAGAUGCCAUGUGCCCCUGUUAGCCCAACCUGUGUCCUGUCCUUUCACGGCACUUAGUCUGUCCCAAGUUUCUGGCUUCCCUGACUUAAGCAACUUGUGCAUGCUAAAUACAUAUACCCUGUUUGCUGCCCUAUGGCAGCUGGAACUCUCCAGGCCUAUAGAGCUAGGGCCCAUCUGCAACCACCUGCACUGAAGUGAACCCAUCCACUGAAAAUUAUGUGGAGGCAGUUGCUGAAAAGGGUGGCUGUCAGUCCCUGCAUAGACUGUCUGCUAGAGUCCCUGGCUUCUAUGGCAGUCAGCAUUCUCAGGUGCCUUCUAUUGGAGGAUAUCCCCCCAAUAACCCAUCAGAUUCAGCCCUGACAAGACAGUCCAGAUUACUCUAGCUCUGCCUUUCAAUGGUGGUAUGCACAUUUGUGUAGGUUAGGUUGGAAUUAGGCAGAUACCUCAUAACCCCAAGAGUCCUUUCCUACAACUUGGUCUUUUGGACCCUUACCCUGUUCUAGGUUCCUGGCUACCUCAACCUUUGGUUCUGACACAUGCAUAGCAUGUAUAUUAGGCAGCAGUGACCCUUAAGAGAUGUGGGUCUGGGGCCCAUCCAGAACCAUCUGCAUUACUGCAAGGAAGGGAGCCCACACACUGAAAAUCUCUCUGAGGUAGCUGCUGAAAUGAGUGUAAAGCAGACUCCCUGUGGAGUUGCUUUUUGAGGGAACCCCAGGCUUCUCUAAGGACUUAGACUCCCGGGUGUCUCUUAAUGGAGGAUACCCUGUUCUUCCUGUUCAUGCCUCUCUGUCAUGAGACAGUUGAAAAACUCCAGCUCUGCCAUCAGGGGGGACAUCCCACAAUGUGUAGAUGAGGCUUUGUGAUUAGGCUGAUAUUUGUACCUCAAGGAGCCUGGUCCUGUGACCUGGCCUCUUCAGCACUUGAUCCAUUCCAGGUUUCUGGCUACCCUGACCUGCUUGGCCCAUGGACAUGCUGCCCACACUGUCAGCCUGUCUUGUGGAUCUCUGGUCAAGUCCAACUACUACAUAGCCUUCUGCAUGGAGGAAACUCACCCACACCAAACCCUUCUUCGGGGGCAGCCACAAAUGGGAAACAGGCCCCCAUUUAGACUGGCUGCCUCCUGGGAUCCCAGGUGUCUCUUACUGGAGGAUAUCCUGGCCAGACUGCUUAGGCACUCCAUGGCAGGCCAUUUGAAUAACCUUUAGGUUAUUCCUCAUUGGGCUUGUAGGACUUUCAGUUAGGCAUCAACCUUGUCCUCUAAAAGUUUGCUCCUGUGCUCUGUGUUUCCAGACCCUCAUCCUAUUGCAGAUCCCUGGCUUCCCUGAAUAGCACUGCAUAUGGUUGUGCCCUAUGCACACAUUCAGCACACUUUGGACAGUAGGGCCCUAGAGUCAAAGAGAGCUAGGACCAGACCCAACCAGCUGCAUAGCCUUCAGGAAGGAAGGAGUCCAUCCCCCAGUAAUCACACUGAGGCAACAGAUUGCUGAUAAGUCCCUAUUUGCACUUGAUACCUGAUCAGGCUCUGGCUUCUCUAGCAAGCAGGACUCCCAAAUGUCUCAUACUAGGACAUUCCCAAGUGUCACACCUGCCAGACACCAGCCCAUACUGACAAAAGGAAUGCAGUAUGCUCUAAUUCUGUCUUUAGGGGCAAUAUGUGUAUUUGUAUAGCUUGAGACUUAAAAUUAAGCUCAUUCUUUGUUCUUUACACAUCUACACUUGUGUCAGCCUCUUGCCCCAUGCUACAUUCCAGAAAGCUGACAACAUAUGUAGUCCUCAGCAUAUAUAUACACAGUACAUACCCCUGUAGCAGGCUGUGGGUGGCUAAGGCUGACCUGGGGGACUUGGGGCCCCUGGCCACCUGCAUGCUUCUAGUUUGGAGGGAGCCCACCCCCAGAAAUCACUGAGGCAGCAGCUGCAAAUUGGCAAUAGUCAGUCCCCAUUUGGACUUCCUUCUUGAUCCAGUCCUGGGCUUCUUUUGCAACCAGGGCUUUCAGGUAUCUCUUAUUGGAGGAUACGUGAGCUACCUGCCCAGCCCACUCUGGCAAGAUAGUCCAGUAUCCACCUCUGCCUUCAUGAGGAAUAUGUAUAUUUGUGUAGGCUUGCAGUUAUGCCCAAACCUUACUCCACAAAAGCUUGAUCUCACCUUUCCAGGCUCUUACUCUGGUCAAGAUCCCUGGCAUCCUUAAAUGCUCUGCACCCACAGUACAUACCCCUUCAGCAGGCCUUGGGCAGCUAGAAUUCUCCACACUGGGGAAGCUAGGUCCAGGUCCCAACCAACUGCCUGGCUACCUAAAUGAAGAGAGCCUACAUUCUGAAAAAUCACUCUGAGUUAGCAGCUGCAAACAGGCAGCAUUCAUUCCUCAUUAGACUUGCUGCCUGAUUGGGCUGGGCUUUUCUAGCUUUCAGGGCUGCCAGGUGUCUCUUAAUGGCCCUUUCCUAGCAAGUCAGUUGGGUGACCUUGAGCUCUACUAUCAGAGGAAAUUCCUCAUUGGGUAACUCAGGGCUUGUGAUUACGUAUAUGCUUUGAUCUUCAAGACCUUGCUCUAACCAUAGCCAGACUUCCCCUGGGGUCUCUUAUUGGCGAAUGCACCAGACAACAGUCUGACACAACCUGACAAGGCAGUCUAAUAUACUCCAGUUUGGGGGAAUGUGGACAUUUGGCAGGAAGGGCUAGCUAUUAGGCAAAAGCCUGUCCCCAGAGUCUGUUCUGUGAACCAGCCUGUCCAGGUCCAUGCCCAGUGGCCGCUUCAGAGUAAUUUUAGGGGGCUGGGCUCCCCCCACCCUGAGACUGAUUCACAGGAGCAGGCUCUUGGGGAUACAAGGUUAUCUGCCUAAUUCUAAAACCUAACCUAUACAAAUGUCCAUAUUCCAUUGGAGGAGUCAUGAUGGUUUUGCCAGAUCAAGACUAGAUAAAUGGCCAGGGUAUCCUCCAGUAAGAGACCCCUUGGGAGCCUUGAUUGCUGGAGAAGCCUGGGACUUCACCAGGCAGCCAGUCCAAGUGGGGACUUAUUGUCAGCACUUUAAAGCUGCCACCUCAUAAAGAUUUUUGAGCUGUGGGCCUCCUCCACCUUGAGUUGCCAUCCAGUCUGAGCUCCCCUGGCAGACAAAGACCUGCUAACAGAAGGAGGACUGUGCAUGCACAGAUGGCACAGGUCAGGGGAACCAGGGAUCUGGGAAAGGACAAUGUCAGACAAGGCUGGGUGGCAAGAUGGGGCUCUCAGGGGUACCUGGAAUCUUCCUAAUUCUGUGCCUUAACCUAAGCAAAUGUGCUUAAUUCCCCUGAAGGCAGAGGUAGAGGAAUCAGGACUGCCUGGAUCUGAUUUAGGCACACUGGCCAUUGUAUGCUCCAAGAAGAGACGCCUGGGAACCUUGAUUGUUUAUAGAAACCCGGGACCCGAUCUCACAGCCAGUCCACAUGGAAACUGACUGUAGCUCAUUUCAGCUUCUGCCUCACAGCGAUUUUGGGAGUAGGGUGGGUUUCAUCCACAUUUGAAGGAAUGCAGGUGUUGAGGAUUGCCCCUUGCUCCACAGGCCUUGAGGGCCCGAGAUGCCCAUAGGUGGCUGACUGAUUUCCUACUGUGGAGGUACAGAGUUCAGGGUAGCCAGGUACCUGGAACAGGACAAGUGUACAGAGAGGUCAGGUAACAGUAUAGGCUCCUUAGGGUUCAAGGUGCAUGCUGAAUUGUGGGCCCUACCUUCCCUAUGAGGAAUAUCCUCUAAAGGCAGGCUGGAAGAAUCUGGGCUGCUUUGCCACGGUGGGGAGAGGGCGGCUGGCCAGAGUAUACUCUAAUUAGAGACACCUAGUAGCCUUAAUUAUUGGUGAAGCCUAGAAUCCAAUUCAGCAAGUCCAAAUGGGGACUGACGUCACCAAUUUAAAUCAGUCUCCAUUUUGACUUGCUGCUUGAUUGAGUCUUGGGUUUCUCUUUUUUUUUUUUAUAUUAUAGUCACAGAGAGAGAGAGAGAGAG